Coccidioides posadasii C735 delta SOWgp is the source of this 1873-nucleotide messenger RNA. Lineage: Eukaryota; Fungi; Ascomycota; Eurotiomycetes; Onygenales; Onygenaceae. The record is from RefSeq and is a predicted model, not a curated record.
AAAUAUUUUCUUCUAGCUAGUUCUUAUUAACAGCUCUGCCUUUGCCCUUUCGAGUAUUCGAAGCCACGCUAGUCCCCGUGUUACCUGAUGCUUGACUUACCGUCUCCCGGUUGUCAGAUGUUCCUGACGGGCCAACCGACCCUGAUCGAGCUGGUCACCUAAGUAGCCUUGGAAAGCAGCUCGGCAGACGAUUUGAGCGGACUGGGUCGAUGGAGGAUCUCAACCGUGCUGUUGAUGUCGCCGACAUGGCAGUCAAAGCUACUCCGCAGGACCCACCCUAAUCGAGCUAUUUACUUAAAUAGCCUCAGAAAGCUGCUCGGGAGACGAUUUAUGCGGACUGGGUCAAUGGGUGAUCUCAACCGUGCCCUCUCAUAUUUCAAGAAAAGCUGGGCUUGCUCCAGUUCCGCUCCAUCUAUACGUAUUUCCUCGGCUCAGUUCGCAGCCAUUAUUCUUACCACCCAGUUGAAUUGGGAAGACUCAAGUGUGUUACUUCAGGGUGCUGUGGAACUUCUUCCGUUUGUGAGCGUCCGCUCACUUGAACAUACUGACAAGCAACAUAUGCUCGCACAAUUCACGGGUCUGGCCUCUGCAGCUGCCGCCGCUGCUCUGAAAGCUGGGGAAUCUGCCUCCCAAGCUUUACGGCUUCUCGAGUUGGGUCGCGACAUCAUCGCUGGCCUGCUGAUGGAGAUGCGUGGAGAUAUCACGGACUUAAAAGAGCAGUACCCUCAUCUCGCAGACGAAUUUAUACAUCUUCGUGAAGAGCUCGACUCGCCAAGGUUUGAAGAGCUAAUCAAAGAGAUUCGUACUCAACCCAAAUUCUGUAACUUUCUACUUCCACCUAGUGCAGAGGAGAUGAUGGCGGCUGCUAAGCCAGAUCCGAUUAUCGUCAUCAAUAUGAGCGCUCAUCGCUCGGAACCUUUACACAUAUCCAAACUGCUAGAAUGGCUGUGGAACGUUGUCUCUCGCCCGAGCCUAGAGGCACUGGGCUUCGCAAAUGCCCCAAAGGACGAUUUUCCCCGAGUCUGGUGGAUUCCUACUGGGCCCCUCAGCCAUCUGCCACUCCAUGCUGCGGGACGCCACAUGGACGGGUCAUCUGAGACAGUGCUUGACAGGACUAUGUCGUCGUAUGCCUCGUCCAUCAAGGCAUUAAUAUAUGGUCACCGACGCCACCGCUCGAUACAAUCUCAAAGCGACCAUGCCGUCUUGGUCGCCAUGCAGGAAACACCGGGCCUGGCUGCCAGCCAAACGCUUCCAUAUGCAGCAGUUGAAGUCGAGAAUCUGAAAAAGUUCUGCCCAGAGCUUGGACUGAAGCCAAUCUCACCAAGCCUGUGUAAGGCCGAUGUUCUGGACUGCCUGCGGCAGUGUCAGAUAUUCCACUUUGCCGGCCACGGGCUUUCACAUCCCACAGAGCCUUCACGAAGCUGUCUGCUUUUGGAGGAUUGGGAAAGCAAGCCGUUGAGAGUCGGAGAUCUUCGUGACCUUAAUCUCCAGAAGAAUCCUCCGUUUCUUGCCUAUCUCUCGCCUUGUUCGACAGGGGCGAAUGAGGUGUACACACUUGUUGAUGAGGGAAUUCAUCUCGUGAGCGUAUUCUAGCUUGCAGGUUUCCGCUACGUCGUUGGAACACUCUGGGAAGUGUCAGACAUCACUGCGUCGGUGCGGCAGAAUAUCUGUAUGAGGCGAUCCACGUUGAAGGGAUGACAGAGAGCACAGUAUGUCGAGGACUCCACCAAGCCAUUCGAAAGCUGCGAGACGACGGGAUCACAAGAGGAGAAAAAGCAAGAGAUGCCAAACUACCAGAUAUGAAAGUACUGGGAAACUUCUUAUGGGUUCCUUAUAUCCAUUUCGGUGUUUGAAGAUCGAGUAUAUACUACAA